CUCUGUAAACUCUGUAUCAUUUCCUCAUAGGCUCAAGCCAGCUUUAUUUUCCUUUCCUCUCCUAUCCUAUAUACUUUUCCCAUAGCGCUUCAUUCAUAAUUUCUAGACUACCCUGUUUCGACAUUUGCCACAAACCAACGCUGCCAUUUGACCUUUGCCUCCAACUUUCUACUUUCUUUAUUACUGCCCCACAAAAACAUUGUCUUGUCUUCAUUAACUAUUUUAGCUUGAACAGUUCAGAGAGUUUGAGAAAAGAGAGAGGGAUGGCCAGAGAGAUGCAAAAGACCAGCAUGUUCAUUGAGCAAAACCCUGGAGAUUAUGAGAAUGGUGAUAUCCAGAAGAACUUGGAUGAUGAUGGUCGAGUCAAGAGAACUGGGACUUGGCUUACUGCAAGUGCUCAUAUUAUUACUGCUGUAAUUGGCUCUGGAGUGCUGUCUCUUGCAUGGGCUAUCGCCCAGUUGGGAUGGGUGGCUGGACCAGCUGUUCUUAUGGCUUUCUCCUUCAUCACCUACUUCACCUCCAGCCUUCUUGCUGAUUGCUAUAGGGCUCCUGACCCUGUCCAUGGAAAGAGAAACUACACCUACAUGGAUGUUGUUAGAGCUUACUUAGGAGGAAGAAAAGUCCAGCUAUGUGGAUUGGCUCAGUAUGGAAAUCUUAUUGGCGUAACCAUUGGUUACACUAUCACAGCAUCAAUUAGCAUGGUGGCCGUCAAAAGGUCAAAUUGCUUCCACAAGCACGGCCAUCAUGUGAAGUGCCAAACCUCAAACUACCCUUUCAUGGUCAUCUUCGCUUGCAUCCAGAUCGUUCUCAGCCAAAUACCAAACUUCCACAAGCUUUCAUGGCUCUCAAUUCUCGCGGCCAUCAUGUCUUUUGCUUAUUCUUCCAUUGGCCUUGGACUCUCCAUAGCCAAAGUUGCAGGUGGGGGACAUGUAAGGACAAGCUUAACUGGAGUGACAGUAGGCGUGGACGUGUCAGGAUCUGAAAAGGUUUGGAGGACAUUCCAAGCUAUCGGGGACAUUGCGUUUGCCUAUGCCUACUCCACCGUCCUCAUUGAGAUUCAGGACACGAUCAAAUCGAGCCCACCAGAGAACAAGUCCAUGAAGAGAGCAACUAGCAUUGGUGUAUCAACAACUACUUUGUUCUAUGUCCUUUGCGGCCUUGUUGGUUAUGCAGCAUUCGGAAACGAUGCACCAGGAAAUUUCCUGACCGGGUUCGGUUUCUAUGAACCCUUUUGGAUGAUUGACUUUGCUAACGUCUGCAUUGCCGUCCAUCUUAUUGGUGCAUACCAGGUUUUCUGCCAACCGGUGUUCGGGUUCGUCGAGGGGUGGUGCGCCAGACACUGGCCCGACAACAAGUUCAUUACAAGUGAACAUGCUGUUGAUGUUCCAUUCUACGGUAUCUACUAUAUCAACUUCUUCAGGUUGGUGUGGAGGACAGCGUUCGUUAUUGUGACCGCCGUGACAGCCAUGAUAUUCCCCUUCUUCAACGACUUCUUAGGUCUUAUCGGAGCAGCCUCGUUUUGGCCACUGACAGUCUACUUCCCCAUCGAGAUGCACAUUGCACAAACGAAAAUGCCCAAGUACUCGUUCAGGUGGAUGUGGCUGAAGAUUCUGAGCUGGGCCUGCUUGAUAGUAUCGCUCAUUGCUGCAGCUGGAUCUAUUCAAGGACUGGCGCAAAGCCUCAAGGCAUACAAGCCCUUUCAGACUCAGGAAUGAUAUUCCUCACCCACAGCCUUACUCUCUCAAAGAUGUAAAAUUUUUCAAUAAGAAAGAAUUUGUGCAAACUGUCAUUUGUUCUGUGUUGCAAAUGCAAAUCUGCUUGUAAUGUGUUCCCUACUGAAAAAGAAUGCUAAGACAAAAUUUCUGCCAUGGUGCUA
This is a messenger RNA of Theobroma umbraticum, 1876 nucleotides long. Its product is annotated as amino acid permease 6-like. NCBI's taxonomy places the organism in Eukaryota, Viridiplantae, Streptophyta, Magnoliopsida, Malvales, Malvaceae. The record is from RefSeq and is a predicted model, not a curated record.